UGGCCUCCGCUUGGAAUGUUUUCGGGUACGUCCUCCCUUGGCCACCCCGGCAGUCCUGCGGCCUGGGCGCUGGUGUUUCCCGACGGCUGCGAUGAGGAGCUGGUGGGGCCGCUCUACGCCCGCUCCCUGGGCGCCUCCUCCUACUAUGGGCUUUUCACCACUGCCCGCUUCGCUCGGCUGCACGGCAUAAGCGGGUGGUCACCCCACACCCGGGACUCGAACCCCUGGCUGCAGAUCGACCUAAUGAAGAAGCACAGGAUCCGCGCUGUGGCCACGCAGGGCUCCUUUAACUCCUGGGACUGGGUCACACGCUACAUGCUGCUGUAUGGCGACCGUGUGGACAGCUGGACACCAUUCUACCAGCAAGGGCACAAUGCGACCUUCUUCGGCAAUAUGAACGAGUCCGCGGUGGUGCGCCACGACCUGCAUUACCACUUCACAGCGCGCUACGUGCGCAUUGUGCCCCUGGCCUGGAAUCCUCGCGGCAAGAUCGGCCUGCGGCUCGGCCUCUAUGGCUGCCCCUACAAGUCCGACGUCCUCUACUUUGAUGGCGACGACGCCAUCUCCUACCGCUUCCCGCGAGGCGUCAGCCGCAGCCUGUGGGACGUGAUCGCGCUCAGCUUCAAGACGGAGGAGAAAGACGGGCUCCUGCUGCACGCUGAGGGCGCCCAGGGCGACUAUGUGACGCUGGAGCUGCUGGACGCACACCUGCUGCUGCACAUGAGCCUGGGCAGCAGCCCCAUCCAGCCCAGGCCCGGCCACACCACGGUGAGCGCGGGCGGCGUGCUCAACGACCAGCACUGGCACUACGUGCGCCUGGACCGCUACGGGCGCGAUGCCAACCUCACCCUAGAUGGCUACGUGCAGCGCUUCGUGCUCAACGGCGACUUCGAGCGGCUGAACCUGGACACGGAGAUGUUCAUCGGGGGGCUGGUGGGUGCCGCCCAGAAGAACCUCGCCUACCGGCACAACUUCCGUGGCUGCAUUGAGAAUGUGAUCUUCAACCGGGUCAACAUUGCUGACCUCGCUGUGCGGCGCCACUCUCGGAUCACCUUCGAGGGCAAGGUGGCCUUCCGGUGCCUGGACCCAGUCCCGCACCCCAUCAACUUUGGAGGACCUCACAACUACGUGCAGAUACCCGGCUUCCCGCGCCGAGGCCGCCUGGCCGUGUCCUUCCGCUUCCGCACCUGGGACCUCACAGGGCUGCUGCUGUUCUCAAGCCUGGGUGAUGGGCUGGGCCACGUGGAGCUGAUGCUGAGCGAGGGCCAGGUCAACGUGUCCAUCGCACAGGCCGGCCGCAAGCGCCUGAAGUUCGCAGCUGGGUACCGCCUGAACGACGGCUUCUGGCACGAGGUCAAUUUUGUGGCCCAGGAGAACCAGGCGGUCAUCAGCAUUGAUGAUGUGGCCGGAGCGGAAGUCCGGGUCUCCUACCCGCUGCUCAUUCGCACGGGAACCUCGUACUUCUUCGGGGGUUGUCCCAAGCCAGUCAGCCGAUGGGGCUGCCACUCCAACCAGACAGCCUUCCAUGGCUGCAUGGAGCUGCUCAAGGUGGAUGGCCAGCUGGUCAACCUCACGCUGGUGGAGUUCCGGCGGCUGGGACACUUUGCUGAGGUCCUGUUCGACACCUGUGGCAUCACUGACAGGUGCAGCCCCAACAUGUGUGAGCAUGAUGGCCGCUGCUACCAGUCUUGGGAUGACUUCAUCUGCUACUGUGAGCUGACCGGCUACAAGGGCGAGACCUGCCACCAGCCGCUGUAUAAGGAAUCCUGUGAGGCUUACCGGCUCAGUGGGAAAACCUCCGGCAACUUCACCAUUGACCCCGACGGCAGUGGCCCCCUGAAGCCGUUCGUGGUGUACUGUGACAUCCGGGAGAACCGCGCGUGGACAGUGGUGCGGCACGACAGGCUGUGGACGACGCGCGUGUCGGGCUCCAGUAUGGAGCGGCCCUUCCUGGCGGCCGUGCAGUACUGGAACGCGUCGUGGGAGGAGGUCGGCGCGCUGGCUAACGCCUCGCAGCACUGCGAGCAGUGGAUCGAAUUCUCCUGCUACAACUCGCGGCUGCUCGCCCAGAGAACCGCGCGUGGACAGUGGUGCGGCACGACAGGCUGUGGACGACGCGCGUGUCGGGCUCCAGUAUGGAGCGGCCCUUCCUGGCGGCCGUGCAGUACUGGAACGCGUCGUGGGAGGAGGUCGGCGCGCUGGCUAACGCCUCGCAGCACUGCGAGCAGUGGAUCGAAUUCUCCUGCUACAACUCGCGGCUGCUCUCACCCCGCCCUGCACUGCAACUGCGAUGCCGACCAGCCGCAGUGGAGAACCGACAAGGGGCUGCUGACCUUCGUGGACCACCUGCCCGUCACCCAGGUGGUGGUGGGCGACACCAACCGCUCCAACUCUGAGGCCCAGUUCUUCCUGAGGCCUCUGCGCUGCUACGGGGACCGAAACUCCUGGAACACCAUCUCCUUCCACACCGGGGCUGCGCUGCGCUUCCCCCCAAUCCGCGCCAACCACAGCCUGGACGUGUCCUUCUACUUCCGGACCUCGGCGCCCUCGGGCGUCUUCCUGGAGAACCAGGCGGGCCUCUACGGCCAGUGGCGCCGGCCCUACCUGCGCGUGGAGCUCAACACAUCCCGGGACGUGGUCUUCGCCUUCGACGUGGGGAACGGGGACGAGAACCUGACCGUCCACUCCGACGACUUCGAGUUUGAUGACGACGAGUGGCACCUGGUGCGGGCCGAGAUCAACGUGAAGCAGGCGCGGCUGCGCGUGGACCACCGGCCGUGGGUGGUGCGGCCCAUGCCCCUGCAGACCUACCUGUGGCUGGAGUACGACCAGCCGCUCUACGUGGGGUCGGCAGAGCUCAAGAGGCGCCCCUUCGUGGGCUGCCUGAGGGCCAUGCGCCUGAACGGGGCGACGCUGAACCUGGAGGGCCGGGCCAACGCCUCCGAGGGGACGUCCCCCAACUGCACGGGCCGCUGUGCCCACCCGCACUUCCCCUGCUCCCACGGCGGCCGCUGCGUGGAGCGCUACAGCUACUACACGUGUGACUGCGACCUCACAGCUUUCGAUGGGCCCUACUGCAACCACGACAUCGGUGGCUUCUUUGAGCCUGGCACCUGGAUGCGCUACAACCUGCAGUCCGCACUGCGUUCUGCCGCCCGCGAGUUCUCCCACAUGCUGAGCCGCCCAGUGCCCGGCUAUGAGCCUGGCUACGUCCCCGGCUAUGACACCCCUGGCUAUGUGCCAGGCUACCACGGCCCCGGCUACCGCCUGCCUGACUACCCGCGGCCUGGGCGGCCCGUGCCCGGGUACCGGGGCCCCGUGUACAAUGUCACAGGCGAGGAGGUCUCCUUUAGCUUCAGCACCAGCACGGCGCCCGCGGUGCUGCUCUACGUCAGCUCCUUCGUGCGCGACUACCUAGCGGUGCUCAUCAAGGAGGACGGGACCCUGCAGCUGCGGUACCAGCUGGGCACCAGCCCCUACGUGUACCCACUGACCACCCGGCCGGUGACGGAUGGGCAGCCGCACAGCGUCAACAUCACCCGGGUCUACCGCAACCUCUUCAUCCAGGUGGACUACUUCCCACUGACGGAGCAGAAGUUCUCACUUCUGGUGGACAGCCAGCUGGACUCGCCCAAGGCCUUGUACCUGGGGCGCGUGAUGGAGACGGGCGUCAUCGACCCCGAGAUCCAGCGCUACAACACCCCGGGCUUCUCGGGCUGCCUGUCCGGCGUUCGCUUCAACAACGUGGCUCCCCUCAAGGUCCACUUCCGCAGCCCACGGCCCAUGACCGCUGAGCUGGCUGAGGCCCUGCGCGUGCAGGGAGAGCUGGCUGAGUCCAACUGCGGCGCCAUGCCCCGCCUGGUGUCUGAGGUGCCCCCUGAGCUCGACCCCUGGUACCUGCCCCCAGACUUCCUGUACUACCAUGACGACGGCUGGGUUGCCAUCCUCUUAGGCUUUCUGGUGGCUUUCCUGCUGCUGGGGCUGCUGGGGAUGCUGGUGCUCUUCUACCUGCAGAACCAUCGCUACAAGGGCUCCUACCACACCAAUGAGCCCAAGGCUGCCCAUGAGGACCAAGCGGGUGGCAAAGCACCCUUGCCUGCCUCGGGCCCCAGCCCAGCCCCUGCCCCCGCCCCAGCCCCUGAACCCCGGGACCAGAACCUGCCCCAGAUCCUGGAGGAGUCCAGGUCGGAAUGACCGGGGGCUUCAGGGACCAAGCCCACCUCGUCCAACCCAAUGCCUGCCUCUCCCCACCCUCUGGGGCACUGGCUGCUCUGGGCCAGCCCUACCCACCCAGCAGGUGCCUCCUGCAGGCCGGCUUGGUGGGCAGAGCUACACAUGGGACCAAUGGGGGUGGCUGCGCCUCACUGCCGAGACCAGUGCCCUGCACUCCCCUGCGCUCCGUCCCAGCCCCGGCUGGGCUUCCUGCCAGCUGUCUGUGCCCUAACCGAGGCCCCAGUUCACCAUCGGCAGAGCCGGUGUGAGGGGCUCUCCCACCCCGCAGGCUCUUACACCUGCAUCCUCUGCAGGGCCCAGGGCUCCACCCCCCUCCCCACCCGCCCCUUUUCGUUUUGACAGCGAGACCGCAAGGCCUCUGCCUAGCACCUUAGAACCUCUGCUGCUUCACGCUUGAGCCAAAGCCAUAGGAAACCCCGCAACGCCCAGAGAAUCAAUCGCAGACCCCCGCCUGGCAACGCAUGGCCGCUGGCCCCAGCCCAUGAGGCGCCCUCCCCGCUGGAUGCUGCUCUCCAUCUGCCUGGGGCCGCAUUCUUUGUAUUUAUUUUUUGCUGCAAAGUCUGCCUAGAGAACUAUAUAUCGCUCUAAUUUUUUAAUUGUUUAUAUAAAAGAGCAGCUCAGUGGGCUGCCUAUGCCAUGCCCUGCCGAGUUUGCUGAGCUCGACCUGGCUGGCCACUCGUGCCCCCGGUCUCCAAUAAAGCAAGUGGCAGAGCCGUCUGUGUGUGGU
Molecule: messenger RNA, 4960 nt
Organism: Fukomys damarensis (Damara mole-rat)
Lineage: Eukaryota; Metazoa; Chordata; Mammalia; Rodentia; Bathyergidae
Gene: Cntnap1
Product: contactin associated protein 1
Exons: 23
Coding region: 16-4194 (1392 amino acids)
Source: RefSeq, a predicted model, not a curated record